CCCCGCGCCGUCUCCUCUGUUUUCUUGUGAUGCUGCAGAAUGUUCCGUACCUCUCAGGUGUAAGGUUGGAUGUACAGUUUUGAGGAAGACUUGAGGCUAUUUCACACGGACUCUCCGUGGAUUUAAAGGCUAAGGAUCUCCGAUGCCAUGCGACCCACCUCCUCUCCUCAGUGAGACAGCCCAUACCUAGACCUCCAGGACCCCACAGGACAGGAGAGAGAUGUGAAGCCAGCUCUGGGCUCAUGCUAUAAGGCCCGAGAGAGAGUCCCAGAGACCCAGACUCUGAGAGUUGUGGGUACACAGCGUUAUCUAAUGGAUGGCAGAGUGACUAAGUGAAAGAAGGAACUCAGAACAGAACUGACGUGAGGUCAUAAUGAGUGAUCAGCAAGGCGAGCCGGCCAUCGGCCACAGCCAUGUUGGUGAGGUCAGGAACAACAACCACAACAGCCAUGUUGGUGAGGUCGAGAGCAACAACCAGAACCAGCAGGCUGGGGGAGGGGGAGUGGGAGCGGUGAUACCCGAUGGGGAUGCUAAUGCGAACCAGAUGAUCCAGAUGGGGGAGGGGGGCAGCGACGGCGGAGGGGAGAGUACAGGAGGAGAUGUUGACACUCUGCCCCCCCUGAUGUCUCAGACCACUGUGGUGUCUCAGUCAGUCACAGAGGAGCAGAAGAACAAGAUCGUCAUCUGGGGGACAGACUCUCAGUGUGACGACCCUGAGCUGGCCGAGUUUGAGAUGUUGGAAUGUCAGGAGCUGGAGGCAUACCUGGUAGAAGAAGAGGAGGAGGAUGAGGAGGAGGUGGUAUGUGUAGAAGUAGGAGUGAAAGGAGGUGCACGGCAGAUCCUCCUGGACCAGCCUGUCUCCGUAGUGGAUCUAGUCUCUGACAGUAAAGAGGGAGGAGGGAGGAGGACUAUUCAACAGGGCUCAGGCGGGCAGGGCGCCGCCACCAUGGACUCUGGAGGAACCAGAGGGACGAGGACAGAGUUCAGCUCUGAGAAACAUGUCUUGGUGUCCCGCCUGUCCAUUAUGUUCAGUCCGGAUGGGAGUCUGGCUCUGGACGCCGCUGGACGGACACAGGCCACCACCACAGACUCCUGGCACGUCCCCUCUGGACCCUCAGGACCAGACGGGACCAUCUUAGAGGAUCUCACCCUGGCCUCCCAGUCUUGUACCACCAUCUCAGACCAGUCCGAGGCCUCUAAGCCAUCCAAACAACCUCAGGCUCCAUCUGAAAGCACAAUACAACGAGCUGACCUCGAUCUAAACCAGAACACAACUGUUAGGUCUGAGGAGGUUGUCGUUCCGGAAGCACAAGUCAGUAACAACGUCCUAGUGGGUCGUUGUAAAUGUCAGCAGAACAUGGAGGAAGAUCAGGGCAAUGAAAAGCACAACCAGAAUCUGGAGCAGAGGUACCAGGAUGUUAGAGGCAGUGAAGGGAAGGCAGUUGAGGAACAUCAAGAUGCUAGAGGUAGUGGGGGGAAGGCAGCUGAGGAACACCAAGAUGCUAGAGGUAGUGGAGGGAAGACAGCUGAGGAACACCAAGAUGCUAGAGGUAGUGGGGGGAAGGCAGCUGAGGAACACCAAUAUGCUAGAGGUAGUGGGGGAAAGGCAGCUGAGGAACACCAAGAUGCUAAAGGUAGUGAGGGGGAGGGAGCUGAGGAACACCAAGAUGCUAGAGGUAGUGGGGGGAAGGCAGCUGAGGAACACCAAGAUGCUAAAGGUAGUGAGGGGAAGGCAGUUGAGGAACACCAAGAUGCUAGAGGUAGUGAGGGGGAGGCAGCUGAGGAACACCAAGAUGCUAGAGGCAGUGGGGGGAAGGCAGUUGAGGACCACAAGGUUAUUCCCCCUGAUAUGAACCACAACUCACCUGCCAAGUUAGGCACAAAUAGGAUUCAAUCUGUUGAAACCAGAAGCUUGAAGAUGCAUGGCUCUUUUGAUAAAACCUCAAAGGAACAAGGAUCCUUCGGACAAAGCAUGAAGAAAACGACUUCGUUUGAACAAAGCAUAAAGAAAACGACCGUGUUUGAAAACACCACAAAGAAGUCGGCCUCAUUUGAUAGAAGUUUGAAGAAAGAACCUUUCUUAGAUAGAACGUUGAUGAAAGAGGCAUCCUUCGACAGAACGUUGAGGAAGCAGGGCUCGUUUGAACGCAGCUCCAGUCCUUCUAGCCUGGAUGGGAGGAAGCCUUGGGGUAGCCCAAGCAGGAGCCCCAGCCGCCCCGCCACCCCUCCCUGGUCCCCCAGGAGACCAGCCCCCUCCUCCCCCGCCAAGACCAGCUCCAGACCUGCCUCCUCCACCUCUCCAGCCAAGGCCAGCAACCAAGCCUCCAGCCAGGACCGCAGCGAUUCCCUACAGAGGGGUACCACCAGUGGCCUCAAAGCACCUAGUAAGGUAUGUGUAAUCAGCAGCAUCCCCAAACCCAUCUCCCCUCAGCCACCUGCGGACCCUAGGAGGGCCUCUCCUCACACACCCAAACCUAUCUCCCCUCAGCCACCUGCGGACCCUAGGAGGGCCUCUCCUCACACACCCAAACCCAUCUCCCCUCAGCCACCUGCGGACCCUAGGAGGGCCUCUCCUCACAAACCCAAACCUGCCCGUCCAAAGAUCAUCACGUACGUCCGUAAGAACCCCCAGGUGAAGUCCCAGGGGACGGAGGUUGACCCAAAUGAAGCCUUGACACUCCCUCUCCGCCUGUCCUCUCCCCACCCCAGCCCUCCUACAGCCCACAGGAAGCCCCACAAGACAGGGCCCCAUUCUAAGGCCUCACAGGUGCUCUGCUCCUCUAAUAUACUAUUUGAUAAGUACCGGCAGGAGAUGGAGAAGGCAGGAUACUUUCCCCCGGGUACCAGCAUGACGUCGCUGGGCAUCAAACCUCCCAGCCACCCUCCUCCUCACAACCUCUCUUUGAACUCUGAGAGCUUUCAUGGGGACCUGCCUGACAGAUACAUGCAUGAGUUGGCUCCAGCACCUUCACAGCUGGGUCCCCAGGAGGGGACAGGCCUCUACCGUUCCCCCAGGCCCAGAGGGCCCCAGCUGGGGUUAGGGGCCGUCACCCGGCAGCCUGCUGCAGCCAAGAACAGGACUAUGUUCCAGGGCCAGACCGGUCAGAGGUCAGGGGUCGUGACCCUCAGCCAUCCGGGACAGCAGCAGGCACCGCCAGGGAACAACCAGGGAAACCACGACUCCACAGCAGACCAGAGGACGCCAGGUCCAGAGACCACCGUUGCCAGGACCCUGCUGCCUAAACCGGGUCAGUCUCGUCUGCGACCCCCAGGCUUCUCGGCCUUGCCACCUGCCCGUCUGGUCGCCUUCGGCUUUGUACGCAGCUCCAGUGUCUCCUCGGUUUCCAGCAACCAAACGACAGUGAGCAACCACAGCGACCCCUGCCGACCCUCCCAAC
This is a messenger RNA of Oncorhynchus gorbuscha (pink salmon), 3398 nucleotides long. Its product is annotated as microtubule-associated tumor suppressor candidate 2-like. The record is from RefSeq and is a predicted model, not a curated record. NCBI's taxonomy places the organism in Eukaryota, Metazoa, Chordata, Actinopteri, Salmoniformes, Salmonidae.